AUGCCAAACACAACAUGCUUUACCACGGGGCACUUGGUCACUGAAAAGACUCCAAGGCGGCCUGGUGCAGAGUUGCUCCCUGACGAUCGAGCGCUUCUUGGUGAAGCUCAGAAUUCUCCUCUGAUUUCUUGGAAUGGAGAGACAGCGCAAGUCUUGGAAACCACGACGACGGUGACUUGGACCAGCCUAGAGAGGGCUAUCGAAUCUGGCGGGCCAGCUUACCACCGAAAAGCGAUGACUUCCCAUGCCCAGAAGCUCACGAAACAGAUGAUGGAGGAACAAGCUCAUACAGGUUUAUGGAAAGACAGUCGUCCUACAUCAUACAACACGUCUCCGGCGACCAGCAAGGCUGAUUGGACCAGUCCAGCUAGUUCUAUCAUUCUGGAUGACUCCAUUAUGAUGGAAAAGGAAAGAGUCGCUGGCAGUGACGUUGUCGUUCCUGAUGCGGUGAACAGUGCCAUUGUGCAAACUGAAGACGAAAUAAGCUUGACCGACGUUGAUAUGGAGGCUGAAAAUGGUGGCACAAGCCUCAAGAGCACCCAAAAUGCACUCUUCCUCUACGCAUUGAAGGAAAAGUAUACCCUCGUCAAUGACCAUGCUAUACCCUCCAUCAUCCAUGACGAAGAAAUCUUGAUCAAAGUCACUGCUAUUGGUCUGAACCCAAUCGAUUGGAAGGGACCAGCAUUCAACAUUGGCGUACCCGGUCUACCAUGGGUCUUUGGGCGCGAUCUAGCUGGCGUUGUCGUCCAAGCGCCUUCGAAAGCGCCCCGUGUCAAGGUCGGUGAUGUUGUUCUGGUUCCGUCUACCGACUACAGAGAUAUCCGCAAGGCGGCUUUCCAGGAGUAUGCCAUUGCAGCACACUAUAAUGCAACUCGGAUUCCUCAAGGCACUUCAAUUCACCACGGCGCUGCAUUGGGCGUUGCGUUUGUCGCGGCCGCCAUGGCGCUCGGAAUUUCGUUUGGGCUCGAUUUCUCCUCUCACACCAAUGUCCCCGGGCCCAAUCUACGGCAGAUACUAAGGGAGGUCGAAUGGGAGCAAAUUUCGGCAGAUGUUAGAGACGAGUGCCUUCUCAGCACACCGCAAUCAGAGUGCAUGAAACGAGGGGACUGGAUUGCCAUCUGGGGCGCAUCCACUACAACUGGAUAUAUCACAUUACAACUCGCCAAAAUGUAUGGGCUGAAGGUGGUCUGCGUGGCCGACGUUGCCCGACACGGGGGAAAGCUUCACGAGGCCGGGGCCGAUGUCCUGGUGGACCGGCAAGAUGUGACCCGGGCUGUGGAGAUCAUCAACGGUGUGACCGCAGGAAAUCUUCGGUUUGGCAUCGAUAUGGUCGGCAGAGAUACAGCUACCCUUCUCCAGAGUACUCUCGCGAUUCGGAAAUCGGGCGGCACUCGUGCCCAUCUGGUGGGAAUGACCGGGUUGCCCAAGGAAAGAGACCACUAUAUUCAAUAUCACAGCGUCCCCAUCAAGACUUUCCAUGAAGUGCCUGCACUCGGAGAAUCUUUGAGUAUGUGGUUGGAGGCACUGUUACAAAACAACGGUUUGAUCUUACCCGAGGUCAUUGUGCGACAGGGAGGUGGCUUGUCGGAUGUGAAUGACGCCCUUGACCUGUUAAAAAGUGGCGUAGCAUCCGGGAAACGGAUUGUCAUUGACAUGGAGAACCGAAAUAUCUGA
This is a messenger RNA of Cladophialophora immunda, 1674 nucleotides long. RefSeq lists its product as uncharacterized. Lineage: Eukaryota; Fungi; Ascomycota; Eurotiomycetes; Chaetothyriales; Herpotrichiellaceae. Gene Ontology annotation, molecular function: oxidoreductase activity, acting on NAD(P)H. The transcript has 3 exons. Bases 1 to 1674 code for a protein of 557 amino acids. The record is from RefSeq and is a predicted model, not a curated record.